Molecule: messenger RNA, 1625 nt
Organism: Pimephales promelas (fathead minnow)
Lineage: Eukaryota; Metazoa; Chordata; Actinopteri; Cypriniformes; Leuciscidae
Product: tubulin alpha-1D chain-like
Biological process (GO): microtubule-based process
Cellular component (GO): microtubule
Molecular function (GO): GTP binding; structural constituent of cytoskeleton
Source: RefSeq, a predicted model, not a curated record
CGCAUGAUGCUCCAGGUAUAAAUAUGUUUGGUGUCAGACUUUGACACAUUAAGAGCUUCGUUCCGAACCCUGAGCAUCGGCUGGAAGACAAAAUACAAUAUGCGUGAGUGCAUUUCCGUUCAUGUUGGCCAAGCUGGAACGCAGAUUGGAAAUGCAUGCUGGGAGCUUUACUGUCUGGAGCACGGUAUCCAGCCGGACGGACAGCUGCCGAGUGAUAAGACAAUAGGAGGAGGAGACGAUUCCUUCAACACCUUCUUCAGUGAGACGGCUUCUGGGAAACAUGUUCCACGUGCCAUCUUUGUUGAUCUGGAACCCACUGUGAUUGACGAAGUACGGACAGGCACCUACCGCCAGCUCUUUCACCCAGAACAACUCAUCACUGGAAAAGAAGACGCUGCCAAUAACUAUGCCAGAGGACACUACACCAUCGGCAAGGAGAUCAUUGACUCAGUUCUGGAUCGGAUUCGCAAACUGACUGAUCAGUGCACUGGCCUCCAAGGUUUCCUGGUGUUCCACAGUUUUGGUGGAGGUACUGGCUCUGGCUUCACUUCCCUGCUGAUGGAGCGUCUCUCUGUCGACUACGGCAAGAAGUCCAAGCUCGAGUUUGCCAUCUAUCCUGCUCCUCAAGUGUCCACAGCGGUGGUGGAGCCCUACAACUCCAUCCUGACCACCCACACCACCCUGGAGCACUCCGAUUGUGCCUUCAUGGUGGACAACGAAGCCAUCUAUGACAUCUGUCGUAAAAACCUGGACAUUGAGCGUCCGAGUUACACCAACCUCAACAGGCUCAUUGGGCAGAUUGUAUCCUCCAUCACGGCCUCGCUGAGAUUUGACGGAGCUCUGAAUGUGGAUCUCACUGAAUUCCAAACCAACUUGGUGCCCUACCCACGUAUCCAUUUCCCCCUGGCUACAUACGCUCCAGUGAUCUCUGCUGAAAAGGCGUAUCACGAGCAGUUUUCUGUGGCUGACAUAACCAAUGCCUGCUUUGAGCCGUCAAAUCAGAUGGUGAAAUGUGAUCCUCGAAAUGGUAAAUACAUGGCCUGCUGUCUUCUGUAUCGUGGAGAUGUGGUGCCCAAAGACGUCAAUUCUGCCAUCGCUACUAUCAAGACCAAACGCACCAUCCAGUUUGUUGACUGGUGCCCCACUGGAUUCAAAGUAGGAAUCAACUAUCAGCCUCCAACAGUGGUUCCUGGUGGAGAUCUGGCCAAAGUACAGAGAGCUGUUUGCAUGUUGAGCAACACUACAGCCAUUGCUGAGGCCUGGGCUCGUCUAGACCACAAAUUUGACCUGAUGUACGCCAAGAGAGCCUUUGUGCACUGGUAUGUGGGUGAGGGAAUGGAGGAAGGAGAGUUUUCAGAGGCCAGAGAAGACAUGGCAGCUCUGGAGAAGGAUUAUGAAGAAGUCGGCACUGACAGCGUGGGAGAUGAUGAGGAUGGAGUGGAAUUUUAAAUGUUGUUUUUUGUAAUCUUAUGGGUAAUCAGAUAUUUUAAUCUGAUAAAAUUAGUUUUAGCGUGUUCUUUUUGGAAGGCUAUGUUUUCUUUGAUAUCACUUUAUAAUGCUAUUUUAUAACUUAACAUUAGUUAAUGCAAUAGCCACAUAAAACAAAAAUGAAUACUUUUACAGCA